This is a messenger RNA of Papaver somniferum (opium poppy), 1167 nucleotides long. RefSeq names its product transcription factor ILR3-like. Lineage: Eukaryota; Viridiplantae; Streptophyta; Magnoliopsida; Ranunculales; Papaveraceae. The record is from RefSeq and is a predicted model, not a curated record. Gene Ontology annotation, biological process: intracellular iron ion homeostasis; regulation of DNA-templated transcription. Bases 191 to 928 code for a protein of 245 amino acids. Gene Ontology annotation, molecular function: DNA-binding transcription factor activity; protein dimerization activity. The transcript is spliced from 5 exons.
ACGAGAGAAAAUAAACGAAUAGUCAUCGACUCAUCGUCAAAUCCCUUUUCUAACGCAAACACAAAAACAAAAAUUCUCUAAGUACCAAUAUUAUUAUCUCUCCUUUUCUCUCCUCCGCAAACAAAUCUCUCUCUGAAAUUUAUUUUUUAGCCGGAAACCAUCGUUUCCGGCUAUCAUCCCUCCACCAACAAUGGUGUCUCCUGAGAACUCAAAUUGGUUCACGGUCUUGGAUUAUGCUUCGUUCGAUGACAUUUCAGUUCCCGGAGGCGAUUUUCCGGCACCGACUACUGAAGUUCCUUGGACUUCUCAGACCUUAAAUGUCUCCAACCCUAGUGUCAGUUUGGAUUUUGAUGGCUCCUUUGGAGAUUCGGAUGUUUUUAAAGAAACAGGCUCGCGGAAAAGAGUGAGGUCAGAAACAAGCAGUACAUCUGGUUCAAAAGCAUGUAGGGAGAAAAUGCGGAGGGAUAGGCUAAAUGAAAGAUUCCUAGAGUUGGGUUCUAUUCUGGACCCUGGAAGGCCCCCCAAGAUGGAUAAAGCUGCCAUAUUGAGUGACGCUGUUCGAAUGGUGACUCAGUUGCGUAGUGAAUCGCAGAAGCUUAAGGAGUCAAAUGAGAAUCUUCAAGAAAAACUAAAAGAUUUGAAGGUUGAGAAGAAUGAGCUUCGGGAUGAGAAACAGAGGUUGAAAACAGAGAAAGAGAAGCUAGAACAGCAAGUUAAAGACGUGAGCACCCAACCUAGUUUCAUCCCUCAUCCUGCUGCAAUGCCUGCUGGAAUGCCUGCAGCAUUUGCCGCUCAAAGCCAAGCUGCUGGCAACAAAAUGAUGCCAUUCAUGGGCUACCAGGGUGUUGCCAUGCCCAUGUGGCAAUUUAUGCCAGCUGCUGCUCGUGAUACGUCACAGGAUCAUGUUCUUCGACCCCCAGUUGCUUAAAUUAGCAGACAGACUACAACAAUGGAGUCUGACUUUUCUCUUUCGCGGUCAUUAUUUAUUUUGUAUCUGUUAUGCUCCUUGUUUAUGUUGACGAAAUUCAGAAAGACUGGAUAAGUAAAUCACUGAUAUCUAGGGAAACUGAGAACCCUUAUGGAGUUGUUUCUGAUCAUUUGUAAAUUCCAAUAAGCAAACUUGGUAAAUUUUGUUUUUCUGUUAUCCUUCUUUCCUCUUUUAGUUGA